UAACCCAUCACAGUGAAGAAAGUUACGUACUACUGAAAAGGAAAGCGUGUGAAUAAGAAGAGAGGACUGAAAGGAGGUCAAAAGAAGAAGAAGAAGAAGUAGGACGCCAUCUUGACCUGUUGGACUCGACGCGUGGGGCCGUACAUUGCUGCGCUGCGAGAUAUUCAAGGGUUACUUCGCGGCACGCCAUCCACAUUCUCCGUCAAGCUGCACCGCUCCAUCUGAAGAUGAUGGAAAUAGAAGUAGCUGAUGAUGGAGACUCCUUGCCUAACACUACCACUAAAUGUGUAAAUAUUGCACCAUCUGGCAGGAGGGAGCACCAGCAACAGGAGGUGGAGGAAACAAAGCAAGGGGACCAGCAGCUGAGUGCUGAUUUCACACACCCUGACAUGGAUGGUGGCUGGGCCUUUGCCAUACUAUUGUCCAUGUUUUGCUCUUUUUUCAUUAACUCAGGUCUGCUGUCAACGGCAGGGGUUUAUCAUGUGCAGAUGUUGGAAUAUUUCGGCAAGGAUCGUUCCCACACGUCCUGGAUGGGCUCCCUCUUGAAUGCUUUCUUUCUCCUGACAGGUCCAGUGUGUUCCUACUUCCUGCACCGGUGGGGGCCUCAGAAUGCCAUGAGGAUAGGCAGCAUCGUCAUGACCGCCGGUCUCUAUGUCUCAGCCUUCACCCCGUCCCUAGAGAUCAUGUUCUUUACGUACGGCAUCAUACUGGCAUGUGGGAUGAACUUUGUUUACACGGGACAGAUCAGCACCCUGAACCUGUAUUUCCACAAGUACCAAAACGUGGCCACUGCCGUCUCCAUGGUGGGCAUUGGCAUGGGAACGUUUCUGGUGAACAUGUGGACAGAAUUCAACAUCGCGAACUAUGGGUGGCGCAAUUCCCUCAUCUGGAACGCUGGCCUCAGUCUACAGCUGUGUGUGUUUGGCUCACUCGUCUAUCCCCUCCACUGGCCAUGUGCCAUCUCGGGUGCUCCUGAGGAUGGCCCAUCAGCCUCAAGAUCUGCCUCUUCACAUGCACUGCAGAGCCACUCGACAAGUAUAUCAACAAUGAAAAUGUCUGCAGAGGCCAGCUAUGCCUGUAGCUUCAUCAGCCUCCCGGAAACCUUGAUAGAGUCAACAAGGAAGGUGUUCACAGAUGUUUGUUUCUGGCUGAUCUCUGUGGCGUUCCUCUUUGCAGUGCUCUCAACUAGCUCCGUCCUCAUCAUAUACAAAGAUUUCAUGAAGUCGAGAGGCUUGGGGGAGCAUUACACCCUCAUGCUUAUUGGGUUCGGCAUUGGCGAUGUCUCUGGAAGGCUGAGCAUGGGAUUCAUUCAUACAAGCAGUAUGUUUAACCCAGUGUGGUCAUACAGCACCACCCUUUUCCUGACGGGGUUGGUGCUGAUGUGCCACGUGCUGGUGUGGAGCGUCCCCAGCAUGUACAUCCUCGGUGCUUUCUUCGGCAUGGUGUACGGGGCCCAGAACGUGCUUAUCGCCAUCACCCCAGUCAAGCUGUUCGGCAAGGAGAGGCUUGUCGUUGUGUUCGGCUACCUCUUGUUCUUCGGUGGGAUUGGAGCACUUGUCGGCGCUCCAAUAGCUGGUGCUAUCGUGGACAGGAGCGGCAGCUAUGAUGGGGUGCUCGGCCUGGCUCUGGCGUCCCUGCUGUUGGCGGGGGGGCUGAUGAUGCUGUGCGCCCUGAAGGACGCUGCCAACACCCGCACUGACCCUCACUAGCAUGAAGGAGAGUGUGUGUGUGUGAAAUCUUCAAGGAUUUUUUUAUGUGUAUCAUGCAUGCCUUAAGUCUUUGUUGUGUUUUCUUUUUCAGAGGUGACUUGAAUUUUUUUUUUUUU
Messenger RNA from Eriocheir sinensis (Chinese mitten crab), 1825 nucleotides. Its product is annotated as monocarboxylate transporter 9-like. The coding region runs from base 228 to 1709 and encodes 493 amino acids. Lineage: Eukaryota; Metazoa; Arthropoda; Malacostraca; Decapoda; Varunidae. Gene Ontology annotation, biological process: monocarboxylic acid transport; transmembrane transport. Gene Ontology annotation, molecular function: monocarboxylic acid transmembrane transporter activity. The record is from RefSeq and is a predicted model, not a curated record. The transcript is spliced from 10 exons.